Molecule: messenger RNA, 357 nt
Organism: Suillus bovinus
Lineage: Eukaryota; Fungi; Basidiomycota; Agaricomycetes; Boletales; Suillaceae
Exons: 3
Biological process (GO): protein phosphorylation
Molecular function (GO): ATP binding; protein kinase activity
Source: RefSeq, a predicted model, not a curated record
CUCACUCCACACCACCAUUACCGCCUUGUUCUCGAUGUUGUAGGCAAGGCAUUGACAAACUUUCCAAGGUCUCACCGGCUUGUUGAAGCGGUUUGGGAUGCACUGCUUGCCCACAAGGAUGCAUAUGAAAAAGCAGGUGUAUUACACAGAGACCUCAGUAUUGGCAAUAUUGUCAUGUUCCGUGGCAAGGGCAUUCUAAUUGAUUGGGACUUAGCCAAGUCAGUCUCUACAAAGGUCAUACAUUUUACUAAUUUCCGCCUUACUAAGGGGACCUGGCAGUUCAUGUCAGCCUACUUGGUUCAAAACCAAAAUGCCCCACAUGUCGUCGAGGACGACCUUGAGUCCAGUCUCUACAUG